Messenger RNA from Durotheca rogersii, 2786 nucleotides. RefSeq lists its product as uncharacterized. Lineage: Eukaryota; Fungi; Ascomycota; Sordariomycetes; Xylariales; Xylariaceae. Bases 92 to 2500 code for a protein of 802 amino acids. The transcript has 4 exons. Gene Ontology annotation, cellular component: endocytic vesicle; cytosol. Gene Ontology annotation, molecular function: small GTPase binding; guanyl-nucleotide exchange factor activity. The record is from RefSeq and is a predicted model, not a curated record. Gene Ontology annotation, biological process: vesicle-mediated transport.
UUAUUGCUUUCCGCCCCCUUCACGUCUCGCAAGCAAUCCGCUCACCCUCCCCCAUCGAACACCAGCUUUCAAGCGGCCUGGUCUUUCGUGCAUGCCUCCUCCCGAACAGCUCCUCCCAAAGCCCGCAAGCCCUCCUGUGAGACCAGAGCUUGCCAUCGCCUCCGACCAUGACCCCGCCAUGAGCGCUCAAAAGCUCGUGGACCCGCCAAGCACUUCGCCGACCAUCGCUACUGUCCUAUCCGAGUUGGAGCAGGUCGAAACCCAAGCCAAAGAUAAGGAUGGCGACACCGAGGACGGCAUUCCAGGGCCUAGGUCCCUAGGUGACCCAGUUGUCCCAGACCGGACCCAGGACACCCCGCCACUCCCUACCGAGGACGAGGUUUCGAGAGACGAAGAUGUCGCCACCGACCCCCCGGUCGACCCUAUGGAAUCCUCCGUCGCGACCCUGAAGCCUACGAAACCACAGUACUUGACCAUCACGCCCGCUCCCUACGUCGACCCCACCCCCCCGACGCCGGACGGCUCCCAACCGCCAUCGAGGAACAGCUCCACCUAUCGCCCGAAGGGAUACGGCACAGAACCCUCGCCGACCCGAUCCGAUGCCGGAUAUGACGAGAAGCGUUACACGAGCGAGGACGAGCAAGACGGGACCUCUCGGUCCGAGAUCCAGAGUAUCAUGGAGCAAUUCCCCGAGGACGGUGGUGGUCCCGGGGAAGACGAAGUUAUGAGUCCGCGACUCGAGAUUACCUCUCCACUCCUCGGUAGCCCUCCUAUACAGCAUCCGCCGAGGAAGUCCAGCCUCGAACCCCUUGCCCCCAGUAUUGCACAGCAGCUCGACGACAUGCAGGGUCUGGGACUCUCGCACGCGUCGCCCGCAAGUUCGCGAUCCAAGGAUAAGCAAAAGGCGCCCGAAGACUAUGGCCCGCCCGUUCCACCCAAGGAUGGGCCGUCUGAUGAGAGAUCACCUGCUGUCGAUUCCCCGGCCUCAUCCGCCACCACUCUACAUCGACCACCACCGCCCGAACCCGAGCCCGAACCGGCCCUUCCGUUUGACUUUCAUCGGUUUUUGGAGCAGCUCAAGCAUAAGAAAGCUGAUCCCGUCGCGCGAUAUCUCAAAUCCUUCUUAUCGGAGUUCGCGAAGCGGCAGUGGAUGGUCCACGAACAAGUCAAGAUCAUCAGCGACUUUCUUGCCUUCAUAGCCAACAAAAUGGCCCAGUGCGAGGUAUGGAGCGAAGUUUCCGAUGCCGAGUUCGACAAUGCCCGCGAAGGCAUGGAGAAGCUCGUCAUGAACCGGCUCUACUCGCAGACUUUCUCUCCGGCAAUCCCUCCUCCUCAGCCCAUCCCGGGCGCGAAACCGAGACGUCGUGGAGGCGAGCGACCAAUGGGACCCGGACGACGUGGGCAACACCAAGAAGAUGUGGAGAGGGACGGGAUUGUGGCACAGAAGAUAAGCAUAUACAGCUGGGUCCGAGAGGAGCAUCUGGAUAUCCCAGCCAUUAACGAUAGUGGCAGGAAAUUCCUUGCCCUAGCCCGACAGGAACUACUAAAAAUAAAAUCCUACCGUGCUCCCCGGGACAAGAUCAUUUGUGUCCUAAAUUGCUGCAAAGUCAUAUUCGGACUUCUCAAGCAUAAUAAAUCAGACUCGUCGGCUGAUUCUUUCAUGCCAUUCCUUAUAUUCGUCGUUUUAAGGUCAAAUCCCGACCAUCUAGUCUCCAAUGUCCAGUAUAUCCUGCGAUUCCGCAACCAAGAAAAGCUUGCGGGAGAGGCGGGGUACUACCUCUCGUCCCUCAUGGGCGCCAUACAAUUCGUCGAGAAUAUGGACCGGACUAGCCUGACCAUUUCCGACGACGAAUUCGAGCAGAACGUAGAAGCGGCCGUGUCUGCCAUCGCGGAAAAACACCGGGCGGAAGAGCCUCCUUUGCCGCCGCCUCCGCAGUCCGAAAAGUCUGCUCUAUAUCCACCGGCAACCUCUUCGACGCGUUCGUCCUUCGACUUGGAUGGGUCGAGCACGCCUCGUCGAUCUACGUCCUCCAACGAUAGCAACGAUUCAAGCGAAGAGGGGCCCGCAAUCUCUGGAUUGCUCCGUUCGAUUCAAAGACCGCUGUCAUCCAUUGGCCGCAUAUUUGCGGAAGACCCAAGCAAUGCCGGUCCGAGCUCCUCCACGCGCGCUCCUCAGACGGAGCCUGCGUCGUCGCGCCGUACUUCAGGACUCGGCCCGCUGCCUAGUCCGCGACCUAGCAGCGACGGGCGUCCUUUGGCGGAUACGCACCGGCGAUUGUCAGCUGAAGAAGCCGCGGCAAGGCAAGCGAGCGCCGAAGUCGCGGAGGCUCAGAGGAUACACCGAGCAGAGCAUCACAACAUCGUAGAAACCCUCGCCGGGAUGUUCCCAGACCUAGAUCGAGACGUGAUCAGUGAUGUCGUCUACCAGAAGGAGGGAAGGUCAGUUCUCUCUCCCUCGUGCCUAAUCCCAGCGCUUUCAACUGACGUGUCCGCUCCGUAGGGUUGGCCUCGCGGUUGAUGCCUGUCUUGCGUUGAGUGCGUAGUCGUAUUCAAGCCGCGAAUCCCAGCUUUCCAUGGGAUUCCGUCUCGAAGGCACCAUUCCUAAACGGCUUCACCUUGCAGCGAGGGAGGAUAAGGCCGUCCGAGGCAUCACGAUCGAUCGACGGAGCGAGCGACCGAUCCGUGGUAGGCUCGUACUCAUUGAAAUAAACCUCUAGAAUACCUCGCAUCCUCGAUGCAUCGCUCUCAACGUAGCUCGCUUUUCGUACCGGGGUAGGAAGUUGAAG